This is a messenger RNA of Dufourea novaeangliae, 621 nucleotides long. RefSeq lists its product as uncharacterized. Bases 1 to 621 code for a protein of 206 amino acids. Lineage: Eukaryota; Metazoa; Arthropoda; Insecta; Hymenoptera; Halictidae. The transcript has a single exon. The record is from RefSeq and is a predicted model, not a curated record.
AUGUCCAGCCCCAUGGAGGCGUUCCAGCUUCCGCGUUCCGGCACAGGUGAGCUCGCCGACGAGCUCCAGGGGUUCAUUGACGUCAUGCCGAUCAACAAAAUGCUCACGGUCGUCCUCCAAUACGUCGCCGAAGACGCCGAGUUCCAGGAGCUGUUAACCUAUCUGCAGUCGAAGGAGUUCAAGCAACUGGUCCUCGACAUCGAAGCCAUGCCCGAGAUCAUCAAGUUCAUGAACUUCUUCCAGGAGAAGGGUUUGGACAUCUACUACCUGGUGAACAAGCUGAACCAGUUCCUUGGUCUGCCAGCCAUGAAGGCCCCGAACACAUUCCAGGUGUACAAGAUCACCGGCGGAAUUCGUGGCUUCCUCGACGACAUCAAAAAGAUCAUACCCAUUCAGGCGAUCAAGGCUCUAUACGAGAAGAAGAUGGCUAACUCAGCGUUGUUCCGUGAGUGCAUAGAUAGACUGAGGGGUCCCGACAGCCAGAAGAUCGCCGACGCCAUCGCCGUCAAUCCAAACUUCCUCGCUGUGCUCGAUAAGGCUAGGGUGGCCGGCAUCGACGUAGCUGCGCUCAAGGAAUUCUUGGAAUAUUUCCUUGGCAUCAGGAUCCCACUCGGUUUUUAA